UCUUAGACAUCACACCAAAUUCCUCUCCAUCUCAUACCAAAUCUCUCUCUCGAUAUGGCGCCAAAGGCAGAGAAGAAGCCCGCCGAGAAGAAACCCGCCGCCGAGAAAGCUCCGGUGGCGGAGAAAGCCCCGGCGGAGAAGAAACCCAAGGCCGGGAAGAAACUACCGAAGGAAGGAGGAGCGGCCGCUGGCGAUAAGAAGAAGAAGCGGAUGAAGAAGAGCACCGAGACCUACAAGAUCUACAUCUUCAAGGUGCUGAAGCAGGUCCACCCAGACAUCGGAAUCUCUAGCAAGGCAAUGGGCAUCAUGAACAGUUUCAUUAAUGACAUCUUCGAGAAACUGGCGCAGGAGGCGUCGCGAUUGGCGCGCUACAACAAGAAGCCGACCAUCACUUCUCGGGAGAUUCAGACUGCCGUCCGGUUGGUGCUUCCGGGUGAGUUGGCCAAGCACGCUGUUUCCGAAGGGACGAAAGCGGUUACCAAGUUCACUAGCUCUUGAAGGAAAUUGAUUGUUAGGGUUUCUCGUGGCUGUAGGUUUGGAAUUCGCUGAUGUAAAGAUCGUUAAAUUUGGUAAAAAAUUGAAGACUCAGUGUAGUUUUGAUUUGUAUGAAUUAGGGUUUUUUGGUGGUGUUACCUAUUUAUCGAUGAAUUUGAUCAUUAUUUGAUAAAAUUUUGAGUUUCCAAUUCUUGA
This is a messenger RNA of Sesamum indicum (sesame), 690 nucleotides long. Its product is annotated as histone H2B. Gene Ontology annotation, cellular component: nucleosome. Gene Ontology annotation, molecular function: protein heterodimerization activity; DNA binding; structural constituent of chromatin. Lineage: Eukaryota; Viridiplantae; Streptophyta; Magnoliopsida; Lamiales; Pedaliaceae. The record is from RefSeq and is a predicted model, not a curated record.